AUGGGGUCCCGCCGCGCAUAUCCCACCGCCGAGCUCUACGACGACCGCGAACGCGAUUUCUACGCCGGCGGCGGCCGACGCAGCCAAAGAGACUACGACGAGCUGGAUGCUGAGAUCCGCCGCCCACGCUCCGAGUACGGCGUACGUCGCCCCGGUCCGCAGCCUGAGUUCCUCCGCGAGGACUAUGGCCGCACCUCCGCCGGCCCGCUGGUCGUCUCCGAUCGUCGCAGCGUGAGAGAAGACGACUGGAGCCCGCCUCCCCCGAAACCGCGCAAGGACAUCGAGCGCGACGAGAUCAUCAUACGCGACAGGAAGUCGGAGCGCCCUCCGCCCAGUCGUUCCAGCCAGGCCGACCGUGAUGACUUCAUGUACCGCCGCGGCGACCCUUCUCCCCCGAAGCCCCGUCCCGUCGAGCGUGAAGAGAUUGUGUUCAGACAUGAGGAGCGCUCGCCUCCAGGCCGGCCCAAGCCGCGUGAUCGCGAGCGUGAGCGUGAGGAAAUCAUCUUCAGACACGAGGAGCGCUCGCCCCCGCCCGCGAGGCCGCGGCCGCGUGAGGUAGAGCGCGAGGAAAUCGUCUUUCGUCGCGGCGAGGGUGCACGCUCCAGGCCUCCGCCCAGCGAGGUGGAUCGUGAGGAGAUCAGGAUAAGGCGCAACGAGGGCCCUCCGUCGCAUCGGCCUCGUGAAAUGGAGAGAGAGGAGAUCAGCAUCCGCAGGUCCGAAUCUGAAGGACCAUCUCGUCACAGGUCACACUCCCGCCCCGGCGACCUGAUCGCACGCGAGAAGGAAGAGUUCGUGAUCAGGAGACGUCCGCCCCCUCCUCCUUCCCCACCGCAAGAGAAGCAGCAGGAGAUCAUCAUCAGGCGGACGGAGAGGUCGCCCAGUCCCGAGUCGCUCCCUUCACCUCCUCCUCCGCCCCCGCCUCCGGAACCAAUCAUGAGGCCGCCGAUCGUUCAAGAGAUCAUAACACAUCAUCGUCACAUCGAUCAUGGCGUCGAACGUGCACGCUCACCCAGUCCUCCCCCUCCUCCGCCGUCCCCGCCCAAGGACGAGACUCUUGAAAUCUCCAUUCGCAACCGACGUGGAGAGAAUGGGAGGUAUGAAGAAGAUAUCACUUUUGAGCGUGAUGUUCGAGAACGUAAGGCACCAGCCGAUGACUUCCAAAUCAGUCGACGCCGCUCCGUCAGCGUGCCUCGCAGGAAGCAUGCAGAUGACUGGGACGUUGAUGGUGAAGCCGAUUUCUACAACCGCAAAGCCAUGGAACGGGCUCACAUGGGAGAAGCCCACAACGGUGCAACCAAGGAUUGGGCCAUCGUCGAUGUCCCUCCGGGGACGAAUCGAGUUCGCAUGGAAGGUGCGGGAGGCGGCGCUCAAGAAGUCACUUGGCAACGUUACAACGGCGUCCGUCGGUCCAAGUUUCUCUCCGACGACCGUGAAUAUGCGUCCGACUGGGGCGCGCCAGCGCAGGCGCCACCACCACUACCGGCACCAUCAAAGUCCAGGCCUCCGGACAUGUGGACAGAGAUCACUAAAGACCUGGUGUUGAAGGAAGCGAUCGACUCGAUGGGUUACGAUUACGAAGAAACCGAUUACUUCUUCUACGUGAUGGAUUAUCUGCGCUACGAGGAUGUCCUUCAUCUGGUCGAAAUCUCGGACGACAUUCGCCGAGAGCGCAGACAUCGCAUCCGAGAGAUUGAGUAUGAGCGCAAGAAACUUGAAGCCCCACCGCCAAAGAAGGAAUACGACUACUACGAGCGCGAAGUCAUCUACGAGCGAGAACGGGAGCGAGACGACCGCCGCGGUCGGUACCGGUAA
Messenger RNA from Diplodia corticola, 1812 nucleotides. RefSeq names its product conserved glutamic acid rich protein. The record is from RefSeq and is a predicted model, not a curated record. The transcript is spliced from 4 exons. NCBI's taxonomy places the organism in Eukaryota, Fungi, Ascomycota, Dothideomycetes, Botryosphaeriales, Botryosphaeriaceae. The coding region runs from base 1 to 1812 and encodes 603 amino acids.